UGAAAAUAUAAGACAUAAGUAUAUUACACAAUAAAAGAACCACUAUUUAAGUCUAUAAACAGUGAUUUAGCAUUUACAGGUCAAGAUGGAGGAAAAAGAUUACAAGUUUGCGGCAUGCACGUAUUUCGCUAAGAAUCACCCGGGCGAGACCUGCGGCAGCAAUGGUCUGCCGUUGACGCCGAGUUCCAUAACUAUUCUGGGCUGGGCGCAGCGACUGCUCACUAUAGAGCAUCCUAAUUUGUGCACGUACCUUGAUGUUAUAAGAGGGAAACAUGAGAGGAUCAUAGUGGUAGCCGAAGUAAUAGGCAAGUCACUGAGCGAAUACAAAUCACGGUUCACCCAUAGUGAAAUAAAAAACAUCGCCUACCAAGUGGCUACGGCCCUCGCAUACUUACACGAGCAGGAUAUAAUGCAUCGCACAUUGUCCGAUGAUAAUAUUUUGGUGGACAGCGAGGGGAGAGUCAAGCUGUUUAAUUAUGGCAUGUAUUAUAUGACUGGAGCGGGGGAGGAAGUGUUAUUUCCACUUGGUGUUCCAAGAUACUUGAGCCCAGAAACAAUCCUAGACGGCGGAGGCCCAGCCGCAGACGUGUGGACCUUUGGCAUCAUACUCCUGGAGCUGUGCCUGGGCAAGUUGUGGACCAAUCUGAAGCCCGGACCGAUUUUGAGAAGGAUACUCACUUUAGUUCACGCUGGGAGUCCGGCGGAGAGGAUCGCCAGAGAAAAUGACUUGUAUGAUGCUUAUAAGCAAAUACCAGAAGACCUCCGUACCAUUAUCGAGAAAUGUCUAAAAAUCCUCCCAAGCGAACGCGCCACAUUUCCCGAAAUCGUCAAAGACCUAUCUCAUAUGGACGUUCAAUUGCCGGUUCAAAGUAAACCCCCCCGCGGUCUGAUGGGGUGCAAGCUACAGUACUUGUAUCAUUGGUGGCAGCUGGCCGGAGGGGAUGUGCAGGCCAAGUUGAAGAAGAACGGGCUGAUUAAGAAUAGUCCCCCUAUAUUGUCUAUGCCUUCAGCAAUCCUCCUCGACGGUUGCACAGUAGGUGGCAAACUCGGUGCGCUCUUCGACCGCCGAAUAGCCAAAUAUAGCCUAGAACUACUAAAGGCUAGGUUAUCACACGUUCCUAUACACGACUACUAUCCUCUGAUGCAUGAGAGGAGAAAGGAGUUUGAUGCUGUUGCUUUACCGAGAAUUAUAAGAGAAAGGGAUACGGAAUACCAGUUUUAUAGGCUGCUGUGGUUCCAGAGGCUAAUGCAUGGCUACCCCUACACAACAUCAUACAUCCGGGCUGAAGCGGAAGUGGACAUUCCACCGCUGAUCCGCGGACAUGUCUGGGCUGCCUUAUUGGGCGUUGUCGGCGACAUAGAGGAUCGUUAUGAAAGAAUCGACAAAGAGACGCCGACGCCUACUGAUAGACAGAUUGACGUAGACAUCCCUCGCUGCCACCAAUACUGCUGGCUUCUCUGCGGCUCCGCGGGUCACAGGGGCCUGAAGAGAUUACUAAAGGCGUGGCUGCUGACUAACCCACAAUACGUUUACUGGCAAGGACUGGACUCCUUAACUGCUCCGUUCCUUUACCUCAACUUUAAUAAUGAAGCCCGCGCCUUCGCUUGUCUAUCAGCGUUCGUGCCACGUUUUCUACAUAAGUUCUUCCUAAAGGACAACAGCGCCGUAAUUAAGGAGUAUCUAGCCAAAUUCUGGCAGAUGGUCGCCUUCCAUGAACCGGAAUUAGUCACUCAUCUGUUCGAGAUCGGGUUCGAGCCGAAUCUGUUCGCCAUACCGUGGUUCCUCACUAUGUUCUCACAUGUGUUCCCCCUCCAUAAGAUCCUGCACCUCUGGGAUGCUUUUCUCGUGGAGGGUCCCGCAUUACCCAUAUUCAUGGGUGUAGGGAUCCUCAGGCAAUUACGAGACACGCUCCUAGAGUCAGGGUUCAACGAGUGUAUUCUGCUGUUCUCCGAUCUACCGGAGAUCGAUAUUGGCGAAUGUGUAAAGGAGUCCAUAGAGAUGUGCCGCAGCUCGCCUCGGAGUAUAACAUACAGACGAUUUACGAAUGACGCCGGAGUUAAAGAUCCAAUGGAUGCAGUAGAAAUACCCAUGGAUGUAUUGUGCGCGGAAUGUUGUCCGCGUAUCAGUCUGUCUGACUUCUUCUCCCUGAUAUGCCAAGACAAGUGCUGUGUUAUCGACAUAAGGUCUAAUUUGCUCUACGAAAAGAGCUGCAUAGAAGGCAGCUUUAACAUACCGUACAGCGGAGUUCACCUCGGACAACAUGAGUUGCAGUCGCUCGGACCGAACAACCACAAGAUUUUAACUGAGGCGAUUAAGUUGAAGAAAACUGUGGUUGUGGCGUCGGCGGAAGAUGAGACCGCUCAAUUGUUCAGCUCGUACUUGGUGAAGUGUCACGUGCCCCGCGUGUGUGUGCUGCACGGCGGUACACACGCGCUACACACACACGUACCAUCUCUAUUCACCGUGCCCAGGAACGACCGGAAAUAGACCUGAUUUAGCAGUGAUAUAGUUGAUUUUCCUUUGUACAAGCACUACACCGUUAUCGGGCCGAAGAAUGACUGAAAGUAAAAAGGUGUUCUAUAAAAAUGGCAAAUAAUGUAAACGAAAUAUGAUAGAUUUGAUUAACAUUUGACUUAAAACCUAAAAGUAAGACAUAUUUUACGUAACUAGUAAUUUGUAUAAAAUAUUUAAAUAUAUAAACUGUUGAUAAAAUCAUGGUUGUCCACAAAAGAACGAGAUAAUUAAGAAAUUAAAGUAAAUUUGUUUACAUUAUUUGCGAUUUAUACUGAACUCCACUUUAGA
Messenger RNA from Cydia fagiglandana, 2803 nucleotides. Its product is annotated as TBC domain-containing protein kinase-like protein. The record is from RefSeq and is a predicted model, not a curated record. The transcript has 14 exons. Bases 86 to 2488 code for a protein of 800 amino acids. Lineage: Eukaryota; Metazoa; Arthropoda; Insecta; Lepidoptera; Tortricidae. Gene Ontology annotation, molecular function: ATP binding; GTPase activator activity; protein kinase activity. Gene Ontology annotation, biological process: activation of GTPase activity; protein phosphorylation.